Molecule: messenger RNA, 3009 nt
Organism: Polychytrium aggregatum
Lineage: Eukaryota; Fungi; Chytridiomycota; Chytridiomycetes; Polychytriales
Product: muts domain V-domain-containing protein
Exons: 12
Coding region: 1-3009 (1002 amino acids)
Biological process (GO): mismatch repair
Cellular component (GO): nucleus
Molecular function (GO): ATP-dependent DNA damage sensor activity; mismatched DNA binding; ATP binding
Source: RefSeq, a predicted model, not a curated record
AUGUCGGUUCUGAGCCGCCUCCGCCAGUGUGCUGUCGCUCGGCCAGCGUCCGUCCACAGCUACGUCGCCGCGGCUUCGCUGCUCCAUAUCCAACCGAACUUUCAGCAGACGCAAUUCCGAUCCGACUCAUCCCACACCGCCAGCGCCACAGCAAAGAGAACCCGCAGUGGGAAACCCCAGAGUCCGUUGCCAUCGCCAGAUCCACUCUCGAUCGACGGCUCCUCCUCUGCCCCAUUGAGCAAAGGCGUCAGUCAGCCAGUGUCCAUCGCCCUGUCCGAUCCGACACCUGUGCCUGUCAGAGCAAGAACCCGACGAGCUUCCUCCAAGCCCAUCGACAUCAAGAUCCCGAUCGACCUCUCGCUACGCGAUGCCGAAGAGGCCAUCACCCUCCAGCCCACGACCCUUCCCGAUAUUCACGACACUCCCCUCAUGGGCGAGAUUCGCGAGAUCCAAAGCAAGCAUCCCGACCACAUCCUCCUCGUUCAAGUCGGAGGAUUCUAUGAGGUCUACAAACUUCCGGGGUACGAUUAUUUCCAGCAAGUCGCCGAGAUAUGCGAUCUCAGGGUCGCGAACGGGAAGGUGCCGUUUGUGGGCUUCCCAGUCUCGCAGCUUCUGCGCUAUCUUGAGCGUCUACUCAAGGCCGGCAAGACCGUCGCCGUCGUCGACCAGGUGGAUGACGACCGCCUGUCAAGGACGAAAACCAAGCUCAGGGCUGUCACACGGAUAGCCACUCCCGGAGCCAUGCUGGACGAACACUGGCUCGAGAGCAAGGACAACAACUUCUUCAUGUCACUGCUCGUUCUGCAGCCCGAUGACCUGUCACCUUCGAGCCCGCUGGCCCUCGCGUGGCUGGACAUCUCCACGGGCGAAUUCUUUGUCGGCAGCUCAACCCUCGGCUCGCUUCCGUCUGUCCUCGUCAAGGUCCAGCCCAGAGAAUUUGUCGUCGAGAAAUCGCUCGUGGACCAGGGCCAUCCAGCCGCUGUCGCCGUUCAGGACUACAUCCAACGGGAGAGCAGCGGCAUCACCCCGCUGAUCGCCCGAAAGCCGUCAAAGGAGUUUUCCCAUGCAACCGCCCAUCCGACCUUUGUGAAACUACUCCAGAGCAACAUGGCCAAGCUCGGGACGGCCCGCCAGCGGCAUGCUGUGACCCCGCUGUCCCAUCCAGCUCACGAAGCGACGGACGUCUCGGAGCUGCUCGGCCAAUUCACCAAGCCACAGAUCCAAGCGGCUGGAGCACUCCUGAGACACGUAGCCGCCAUCUAUCCCACGCGAUCACUGUCGCUCUUCAACCCAAGCAAGGAUGCAGCCUUGGGGGAGACCAUGACAAUCGACGCCGUUACGCAUGCCUCGCUCGAACUCACAAAAACUCAGCGAACCGGGCUCACCAAGGGCAGCCUGCUCAGUGAAAUCGACGAAACCGUUACGGCGGUCGGCUCCCGACUACUUGUCCAGCGUAUCAAGGCUCCUUCGACGUCGGUCCCGGAGAUUGAGCGGCGGCUCAAUCUGGUCGAAGUGUUUUUCACCAACUCGCACCUGCUUGUCGAUGUGCGCACCGCCCUCAAGUCCUUCAAAGAUAUUGAACGCGCCCUGUCCAAACUGCACCUCAACCGCGGCGGGCCAGCAGACUUCCACCAUGUCAUACAGAGCCUUAAGAUCUCCCGCGAUCUACGACAGCUCUUGCUGGACUACGCAGAGUCUCCACAGGGUCAGGCAUUGGCUCCAAAGCUCAGACAAUCGCUCCUUGGCCUGACCAGGGCCAUCCCCCUGUUUGAUGAUCUGAUCGAAAGGUACGAAGGCUUUGUUUCCGAGGAUUACCUGGUCGAGAACAUUGACACAACCGACCAGCCGCGGAUUAUUCGAGCGGGGUUCGCCCAUGAGUUGGACAGGCUCUUGGAACAACGAGCUGAGCUCAUUCAGCGAAGCGAGGCUCUGCGACAGGAUCUGACAAAGGAGUAUGUGAGCCCUCGGUCUGCCAAUGCUGCAAACCUUUGCUUCGACCCAAAGCACGGCUGUCUCGUCGAAUUCCGGACAGCAGCCCUUCUGAACCAAAAGGUUGAGGCCUCAAGGGACCUGAAGCCCUUGAGCGUGCAAAAAAACUCAAAGCUGACGCGCUUUCAGAGCGAGAAAUGGACCAAACUAUACAAUUUGAUUCAGCUCAACUCGGAGCAGAUCUCGAUUCUGCAAAAGGACAUCUUUGCGGAUGCCGUUCGCCGGCUGAUUGUAGAGUCGUUUCUGAUCAAGGAGGCCGCCAGCGCAGUCGCAGAGAUCGAUGUCAGCGCCGCUCUUGCUCACUGCGCGCUCGAGCGCAAGUUUACUCGGCCACAAAUCACGACAGAGAUUGUAGGCGGUAGACACCCCACGGUCGAGCGGAUGCAACAGCUGCGCGGAAUCCAGUUUGUCAGGAACGACUCGAAUCUCAAUCCCAACGAAAGCAUAUGGGUGAUCACUGGGAUCGGCAGCUUUGUCCCUGCCGAGUCGGCCCUGAUCGGCAUUGCAGACCGCAUCUUUACUCGAAUCGGCUCAUCGGAUGACCUUGGUGGCAAUCGUUCGACUUUUAUGGUCGAAAUGGAGGAAACGGCCUCGAUCCUGGCCAAUGCAACGGCCCAGAGUCUGGUGAUCAUGGAUGAGGUUGGACGGGGAACCUCGUCACAGGACGGUGUUGCGCUGGCGAUGGCCAUCAUCCAGUACCUCCACGACCGUGUGCGAUGCCGGACGCUUUUUGCAACGCACUACCACGAACUGGCGAAUCUACUGGAGAUGCCUGGGUCAAGCCCAUCCGCAGACAGCACCCGCAUUCAGCUCGAGCAUGUGCGAUUCUACCACACCGGAAUCCACUUUGGCCAGAACGGCAAGUUUGCGCUUGUGUACAAGGUCCUCCCGGGUGUGAUGACCAAGUCGCAUGGCAUCGAUAUUGCCCGGCUCAUGGGCCUUCCGGCGUCGGUGGUCGACAACGCAGCCAUGUUCUUCUCGCGUCUUGGCUCCUCCGAGCCAGGGCAAAGUCCUCGCUGA